GCAUCAUUAAAUAGAACAUUUAAGUAUUUGAGUAAAACAGUCUCGGAUUUAGUGCAUUUAUGGCGGAAAAAACAACUAUAAAUGAAUCAGAAAAAAUGUACGAAAACCCUGGGGAGUUUGAUGAGGAGGACGAAGUUACAUUGAUGUUUCCUAAUGAAGAUAACAAAACAGUCUUUUUUUCGAAGUUUGUCUUAACAAGAUCUUCACGCGUGUUUAAAGCCAUGUUUCAACAUGAUUUGAAGGAAAAGAAGGAUAAGAACGUAAACAUUGAGGAUAUCAAGGUGGACGAUUUCAUUGCCUUUUUAAAGUGGUCUGAUCCGAUGGUAUCAAAACCACCGACAGCUGAAAACGUGUUGAAAGUGGUUGAAAUCGCGGAGAAGUACCAAAACGAGUCCAUGAUCAACCAGUGUAGAAACAUAAUGGGUCUUGACAUAAGAGAAGCUAAACCAGAACGGAUCAUUGCGAUCUUAUUGGUUGCUGCUCAGUACAAUUACACAGAGGUUGUUGAAGAAGGAGUGGAAAGAAUGAAGGCUAAUUAUCGAAUUCGUGAGUUUUUCGACGAUGCACAGUUUGAAAAACUGCCUGGGGAAAUAAAAUAUCGCAUUUUAUCAAAACGUGUAUCGCAGGAGUAUAGUCAUAUGAACGCUGGCUUUACUAAUAAUUUAAACAUUUAGCUGUUGUAAUAGUUACGUCAUAUGACACUUGUGUCAAUGACAUAACGACUUCCAAAAGUAAAUAUGUUAUGUUAUUCACUGAUGUUCACAAUUUGGUAUUGCAUUAGCUUAACAUUCCUGCUUUUAACCAGUAGUGAGUACACAAUUUCACAGUAAUAUGAAUACCAGGUAUAAGGCAAGGGAGCUACUGGUGGUACCAUAUUUCAACGUCUUUUGGUUUGACGAGGCCGGGGUUUGAACCCCCGAUUGUUUGCACCCGAAGCGAACGCUGGUUUUGUCCUUCAAAAAAUGAUUACUCAUAUGUUUAAAUUUAUGUGCGCAUCAAUCACAUAAUUCAACACGUAUGUUAGACAAAAAAAACUGUAUAGUGCGAUAGUAUUAUAUUAGUUAAAUUGCUUAGUGUUUAAUUCAACUAAAUAGUAAUAUACUACUUAUUAUAAAUUUAACUUAGCGUUUUAGUUCACUUUAACACACGAACACCAUAGCUUCACAUGUGACCAGAAACAAAAGACUUCUCGUUUGGUAAUACAGCAUUGAUGUUGGUGUGUCAGACAAUGUAAACAUGAACUGUUUAAUAUGAAUAAGUUUAAUCAAUACUUUUUUAAUUAUCCUAAUUGUAAGUUAUUACUUUUAAAUCGACUUUAAAUGCAUUAUCCACUUUUCGAAUAGGAUACUUUUAACCGAGGCAAAACAUUGUUUAUAUGAUGGACAUAAAGACAAUAGUACAGUAUUGUGCUAGAAAUAUGACCAAUCAGGCGUUCAUUUUCCCACGAAUGCCUACUUCUAGCAAACAAAAACGAAAUUCGAACGGCAAUUGGAGUUACUUGUAAUCGAGCAUGCGCCUCUGCAUAUCAACACCCGCUUGUGUGGGUGUUGGUGUGUGCGUGUGGUUCUGUGUGUGUACCAUUCUAUGUCUUUAUUUUAAUUAUUGUAACAUUCACCCUGACAAAAGGUGUUUCAGAUAGUGUUAUUCUUGUUGUGUUUUAAUGGUUGCAUAUAGUGAAUUUUGCAAAUAAAUCGUUUAAAUGUGACGUUUUCAUCCGUGGUAUGGACAUUACAUUGUCUUAAACAUGGAUCGAUUAGUCUGAGAAAUCGAAGUGUGAAGAAUACAUUUUAUUUGGCUUUGAAAGACAAUGCA
This is a messenger RNA of Mya arenaria, 1812 nucleotides long. RefSeq lists its product as uncharacterized. Bases 60 to 674 code for a protein of 204 amino acids. The transcript is spliced from 2 exons. Gene Ontology annotation, molecular function: protein binding. Lineage: Eukaryota; Metazoa; Mollusca; Bivalvia; Myida; Myidae. The record is from RefSeq and is a predicted model, not a curated record.